UGACUGAACUCUCCUGCGCUGUCACCGUAAAAGUAAACAACAAGAAUCCGAAAAAAUAUCUUAAACAAAGAAAAUCGAUCAAACAAAACAUUUUCUUUGAUCCAUUAUAAAUAGCGGAUGGGAAGCGUUUUCAAGCGUGAAACUUAAAAAGAAAUAGAUAAGAUGCUGUGUUUUACUUCAAAAAGCAUGCAAAGAAAAUGUUUAUAAUUCUGUAGCCGCACAACAAAGGGCAAUCACUUCCAAACUUAGCGCACGGCGCCGCAAACGCGCAAAGAGCAACAGCAUCGCCAGCAGUCGGUGCUUUGUCGCAGCCGUAGGCUUUUUCAGAGUGGCCCACACGCUAUAUACUACAUAAACACGAUGCCCAAAUUUCGCCUUACAAUGCGAGUCAAUUAGUGAGCGACCAGCAGCUGUACACAGACAAAUAAGAGAACUAGAUUUAUGUUGUUUUGCGAAUUUGCCGCAAGGUAUUAAUAAUAAUCAAACGCAUAGUACAUUCAGUUGUGCGUACGCGCUAAAAAGUAAAAGAACCAAAUUAGUUCUCUACAAUUUAAGAUAUUAGAAACACCAUAUUGCUGAACGAAAUUCAACUCAAGUGGUGCCAAUUUUGAAGUGGAGACGAAGUCAAAUUCCUUGCAAGAGAAGCAGUUUAUAUUAAGCCUCAUCGAGUAGUGGAUGCGCACAAGUGGCAAAGACCUUGAGCUACUAUACAGAUCCAAGUGCAUUGAAAAUGUCGCGUUUAAAAAUUUUGUUUCUGCUGGUAGCCUUCGUGUUUGUCGCCAAUACCAUGCCCGCCAAUGCGGGCAUUGCACACUCUCAUAAACACGAAAAACAGAGUAGUAAAGAAAGACUGAAGGAUGGAAUAUAUGCAGGUCGGGAUGCACAUCAUCAAGAAAAUGGGGAACACCAUGUGGAAUUCGAUCAUGAAGCAAUUAUUGGUAGCAUGAAAGAAGCGGAAGAAUUCGACAAACUCACCCCUGAGGAAUCGAAGAAACGCUUACUUGUACUCAUAAAGUUGAUGGAUUUGAAUAAGGAUGGCUUCAUUGAGCGUCAUGAACUAAAAGCAUGGAUUUUAAGGUCUUUUAAAAAACUUGGUGAAGAGGAAGCUGCUGAUCGCAUGGAAGAGAUCGAUGUUGAUGGUGAUGGUCAAAUAACUUGGAAAGAAUACCUUAAAGAUAGUUUUUCAAUGGAAGAUGAAGAUGAGCGGAAAGAACUAAUCGAUUUCGAUAGCUAUGAUGAGGAGAAACAAAUGAUUAAAUCCGAUAAGGAAAUAUUUAAUGCAGCCGAUUUAAAUAAAGAUGGUGCUCUCGAUGCGAAAGAAUAUGUACUUUUCUAUUCGCCAGAGGAACAUCCGGAAAUGCUGCCGAUCGUGUUGGAGCACACACUGCGUGAGAAGGAUACAAAUCAUAACGGUGAAAUAGACUAUUCCGAGUUUAUUGGUAAAUCUGGGCAGGAACGUAGUCGUGAAUGGUUGAUCGAAGAAAAAGAUCGCUUCGAUCAUUUGGACGAGAAUAAAGAUGGUUUGUUGAGCGGCAAUGAGGUGCUCAAUUGGGUGGUGCCGAACAGUGAGGCUAUCGCCAAAGACGAGGUUGAUCAUUUAUUUGUGUCAACUGAUGAAGAUCACGAUGAUCGCUUAAGCUAUUUGGAAAUAUUGAGUAACUAUGACACUUUUGUGGGUAGCGAAGCGACGGACUAUGGCGAUCAUCUACAGAAUAUAAACCACUUUCUUGACGAGCUGUAACAAGGCUGUAGAAUACUUCUACAGGCAUCCUUUUAGCAUUUGAAUGACAAGAUUCUUUGUUUACGUUUAAUGCCAAACAUUUAUCAAUUAGUUACAAAUGAAACGUACAAUGUUAAAAUAUAUUUUACGAAUAUGUUUAGAAUUUUAUAAAAUCGGCAAUGUUAAUGUUAAGUUUUUUAUUAGCUGGUUAUUGGUUAAGUAAUUUAUAUUUCCUUAAUCUAAUGUUAAAUUUAAAAGAAAUAUUCUGUGUCGAUUUACUUCAUAGUUUAACCAUCGCUCAACAUUACAGUAGGAUAUUCUAAAUAUUUAUUAUAAUAAAUAAUGUGUCAUAUUAAUAUAAAGAACUGUACCGCCAUUCAAAGUCCUAA
Messenger RNA from Anastrepha ludens (Mexican fruit fly), 2109 nucleotides. Its product is annotated as reticulocalbin-2. Gene Ontology annotation, cellular component: endoplasmic reticulum. NCBI's taxonomy places the organism in Eukaryota, Metazoa, Arthropoda, Insecta, Diptera, Tephritidae. The transcript is spliced from 4 exons. Bases 731 to 1741 code for a protein of 336 amino acids. The record is from RefSeq and is a predicted model, not a curated record. Gene Ontology annotation, molecular function: calcium ion binding.